UAUCGCAAAGAUAUGACACUAGUAUCGUAUUCAACAAAGAAAAACAAAAAUGUUAUCUUGCUAUCAACCACCCACGAUGAUGGAAUCAUAGAUGUUGAAACCAGAAAACCGGAGAUAAUUAUGGACUACAAUCGUACCAAGGGAGGUGUGGACACUGUCGAUAAACUUAGCGCCACGUUUUCAGUGUCACGAAUUACACGUAGAUGGUCAUUGGCGGCUAUCUAUGGAGUUUUGAAUCUAUCUGGCAUCAAUGCACAAAUCAUUGAUAAAUCGCUGAGAGGAGACAACUCACCGAAAUACAGAAGAGUGUUCCUUCACAAUCUUGCAUUAGCUCUUACGGAUGCCCAUCUGGCAACCAGAUCGUCGAUACGUUCUCUGCCAAUUGAUGUAAAGGCUUUCUUGACGAAAAUUCGUAAAACGCAACACCCUGAAAGUUCCUGUGAAAGAGUCGUCACUAAGAAACAACGCGGAACAUGUGCACGCUGUGGACGUGGGAGAAAUACGUCUGCAUCGGCUACAUGUGAUCGAUGUGGAGAGUUUACAUGCAAACAACACGCUGUAGUAACAACACUGUGCAACACGUGUACAGUUUCUGACGAUGAUACCGAAAGCGACUAAAACCUUAAAUUGAUAUGAAGUCAUGGAGGAUUUUCAAUUAUGUGAAUUCUAGAUACAUUAAUUAUGGUUGAGUUGAGAGAAAAUGGAUCAAGCAUUUCAAAUGUAAUUCAUAUUUCCUAAGAUUAGUGAAGAUUGAGAAACGAGACGAAGGUGAAACAGGC
This is a messenger RNA of Armigeres subalbatus, 779 nucleotides long. RefSeq names its product piggyBac transposable element-derived protein 4-like. The record is from RefSeq and is a predicted model, not a curated record. Lineage: Eukaryota; Metazoa; Arthropoda; Insecta; Diptera; Culicidae. The transcript has 2 exons. Bases 13 to 618 code for a protein of 201 amino acids.